AUGGCGCUCGCCUUCGCUUCUGCCGCGAAGCGAGCCUCUGAAUCGACCCGCGAGCAACUGCGACCCGAGGAUGCCCGUGGAAGCUCCAAUGUUUGGGAGGAGAUCGUCCAGGCGGCGCUGUGCUGGACGGACGUCGCAGAUUCCGAGCUCUUCAUUGCUGUCAAUGUGUUCUCCAUGCUCCCGUGGGCGCCAAUGUGUGCCUUCCGCGCGUGCCACGUGUUGACCGCCAACGCCUUCGAGCGCUGGGCGGCGCAGCCGCAGCAGCAGGCCACCCUGAGCUGGGUGCGCAUUCCCAAUCGCUGGCAAAGCGACUGCCUCCGCUUCGUAGGGCAACACUGCAGGAAUGUUCGUCACCUCGCUGUUUUCGAGACGCCGCAUUUCGGGGAGAAGCAACUGCUCCGCCUGGUCUGUGGGAUGCGGUUUCUGGAGUUCUUGGAGGUCGAUGCUUCCUCCUUUGGUGGCAACUUCCCGGACCCGCAGCGCGUGCUUGACCGCCUCGCAAAGUACUGCCCACGGCUGCAGCACAUCGUCAUCAGCUUUCGCCAGGAAGUGCCUUCCGAGCGAACGACCUUUGAGGUGAGGACGUUGGCUUGGCUGGGCCGGCGUUUACUCACCUUGGACCUUGGCGCAGUGGCGGUGCGAAUUUGGGGUGGCACAAGGACCAUCGCAGCGUGCUGUCCGCAGCUGCAGCGAUUGGGGGCGCAGCUGUGCCACCAGACCGAUGCAAUCGACCCCAACGACAUUGCACGGGGCUGCCCCAUCCAGGAAUUGGACUUGGCGCCGGUUGAUUGGGACGACCGCGUCCUCGAAUCCUUCGUGACACAGGCGCCCUACUUGCGCAGAGUAGUGCUCCGUCAUGUGGAGCCUCAUGCGACUGCCAUGCUGCUGGUGCCGCUUGUGGCCUUUUGCCGAACGGCAAACAGCUUGGUCAGCUUGCAUUUGGCCCUCCACGCGCGGACGGAUCGAGGCAGGGCCAACCAUUGGCUACAAGCUGUUUCCCACAUGCAACAUUUGCGGUCGCUGUGCCUUGACUACGCCGCACCCCUCGGUUUAGCUGAGAUCAUCUCUUCUUUGGGUCACAGCCCUUCGUGCACUGAGCUCGUCUCGUUCACCGUCCAUGGCUGUCAUGGCGUGGACGAUGAUGCGCUGCAGCAGCUGGUCUGGUGGUCUCCACGGUUGGAACAGGUUCGUCUCUUCCCAGACUCCUGGAGAGAGGUCGGCACCGUGAGCGAGCGUGGACUCCUCACGAUGGUGAAGCAGCUGCCCCUGCGGAGCCUUGCAGUGAGCUCGCGAUGCCAGAUCUUGGACUCCCAGUCCAAGGCCAUGUUCAACGAACAAGGUCACAUCAGGUCCUUAUCAUUGUUUGCGCCGUUGAGCAACAGCGCUCUCUCCUACAAGCAGUGUAUUGGCUGGAGAUGCCUUCGAUACCUGUGGCUGGGACCGCACAAGCUCAUGCAAAGGGGAGUUGGGGCAGAAUGUGAAGUCGAUGAUCAUGGAUUGCAGCUGGUGGUGCAAAGUUGCCACCUGUUGCAGGAUUUGACAGUGGCCUCGUGUCUUGUCACCAAUGCGGGUUUCGCCUGCGCGCUGCUAGCAUGCCGAGAACUCCGGCGCCUUCGCUUGGGCGGCGCCGGAAUCACGGACGACUCCCUUCACUUGUUGGCCACGGUGGCGCAACCGCGGCUGGAACGCUUGUCGCCGCUGGGCUUCAGCGCUUUUUUUGUUUGCCCACGAUUGUAA
Effrenium voratum is the source of this 1737-nucleotide messenger RNA. Lineage: Eukaryota; Dinophyceae; Suessiales; Symbiodiniaceae. The record is from the annotation of a GenBank genome assembly.